Molecule: messenger RNA, 642 nt
Organism: Trypanosoma conorhini
Lineage: Eukaryota; Euglenozoa; Kinetoplastea; Trypanosomatida; Trypanosomatidae
Exons: 1
Coding region: 1-642 (213 amino acids)
Source: RefSeq, a predicted model, not a curated record
AUGAAGGUGACGCGUUUUCUGCGAGUAGUCGUGCAGUCAAAUGCCCUUUCAAGAACAGAGGUAGGGAAUCGAAUAACUCAAGGAUUCUUCCAACUGCACCCUGCAUUUGAACUCAACUAUGAGUUAGGUUCAAGAGAAUUUACACUUUAUGCAGAUAGUGUUAACGAUGCGUCCGUUUUGGUUCAUUGCGUAGUCGGUAGUUGUCCGUUGCGAUCUUUGGAAGGAGGUUGUAAAAAAGAUACUGCCAAGAUAAAAUUGUUUCCCAAAACGAGGUUUCAGAAUCACUCACGAAAUAUUCCACCUGUGGAAUUUUCUGCGUUUGUGAAUGUGACUGGUUCGGGAAUUACAGUUGAAGCUUCUUGUAGUUCUAUGCUUGGUUUGAUGCUUGUCGAUGGGGUGAGGCUUCAUGAUGGUCCUAUUACCGAGUCCUUGGUGCCUCGAGAAGGACGCUCUGUUGGUGAAAUGCUGUACCAAGGACCAUGGUUAAAUCAAAGGGCUUUAUCCGAGUCCUUCAUUGCCGUGCGAAGUAAUGUUAGCCCAUUAGACCCCUGGAGGCAGGAACAGGCAUUUUUUUUGACAGACGUGUGCGACCCUGGGCCUCGCGCUUCUUGCGGUUUGGUCAUUAUCCUGUUCAUACCGUAA